Molecule: messenger RNA, 549 nt
Organism: Ostreococcus tauri
Lineage: Eukaryota; Viridiplantae; Chlorophyta; Mamiellophyceae; Mamiellales; Bathycoccaceae
Product: Proline-rich protein PRCC
Exons: 1
Coding region: 1-549 (182 amino acids)
Source: RefSeq, a predicted model, not a curated record
AUGGCGCUUGAUUUGGGUUCGAGGCCGACGGUGUCGUCGGGUGCGAUCGGGCGGAGGGACGAUGAAGCGGAGGAUGAAGAGGACGAGCUCUCGGACGAAGACGCGGGCCCGCACGCGGCGGAUAUGUACGCGGUGGGCGACGACGGACAGUGGGUGAAUCAGGACGCGUACGGCGACGUCGGCGACGCGAACGCGAACGUACCCGAGGACGAUAUCGUCGAAUUCGACGUCACGGGCGACGGGUUCGUCGAUCAAGCGCUCGCGGCGGCGGCGAAGAUAGAGCGCGAGCGAAACGGACGAGAAAUAAAAAUCGCCACCAUCUCCGCCGCCGACCUGAGGAAAUCCGCACGCGGCCCGGGGGCGGCGAUCAUACCCAUCGAGGGACAGUUCUCCAGGAUUCACACCACCCAGGGGAGCCAGGCGGCGCGACACAAGCACCAGCUCACGGCGCUCUUGCACGACGCGAAGGUAGCCGAGGAGCGCACCAUCGAGUCCGGCUUAAAGGCUGCGCACACGCGCGCGAGCAAUCGACAAAAGUACGGUUGGUGA